AAGGAAUUUCGCAGCUCUCUCCUGCUGCCCCAGUCGCCUAUAAAUACCGGAUAUCCCUUUAACCGACUUCCAAUUCGUCGCUGCAGCCGUCUAGGGUUUCGUCUUCGCCUCUCUCUCUGCUUCAAUCUGCCAUCAUGCCUCGCCGAAGUUCUGGAGGACGAUCAGCCUCUCGUCCUCGUCCUGCUCCAAUGAGGAACCCACCUCAACCAGCACAUCAUGCUCCACCUCCAGCUCCUGUUCAGGGAGGAGGUGGAUCUGUCCUUGGGGGAAUUGGGUCCACUAUUGCUCAAGGCAUGGCUUUCGGUGUGGGCAGCGGUGUUGCUCACAGGGCUGUUGAUUCUGUUUUGGGUCCCCGUACUAUUCAACAUGAAACUGUGGCCACCGAAGGCCCCGCCGCCGCCGCCGCUGCCCCAAUGAGUAAUGCUGUUGGAACUGAUGCAUGCAACAUUCAUUCAAAGGCCUUCCAAGAUUGCAUCAACAACUAUGGUAGCGACAUUAGCAAGUGCCAGUUUUAUUUGGACAUGCUGAACGAGUGCCGCAGAAGUUCUGGUGCUACACUCAGUGCCUAAUUUAAGUUCGGAGUUCUUUGGGUCUUCUGAUCUCCUUUGGAAUAUUGAAUAAUAAUUUGGUUGCAUUGGGGCACUGUGGAACAACUUUAAUUAAUCCUUCAAAGGACCGAAGGACUAUGUCACAGUAAAUUGUUAUUGACUUUAAUUAAUCCUUCAAAGGACCGAAGUCCCAUUGUCUUUGAUUUUAAUGUUUUCUGAACCUUCAAAACUCAUCAGCUUUGGUUGCCUGUUAGUAUA
Messenger RNA from Phoenix dactylifera (date palm), 806 nucleotides. Its product is annotated as CHCH domain protein. Gene Ontology annotation, biological process: mitochondrion organization. The record is from RefSeq and is a predicted model, not a curated record. Gene Ontology annotation, cellular component: mitochondrion; nucleus. NCBI's taxonomy places the organism in Eukaryota, Viridiplantae, Streptophyta, Magnoliopsida, Arecales, Arecaceae.